UGUACAAGGUGUCGCCCGCUGAAAUUGAGCUCUUUAAAUACGAACGCAGGAAAGGAGUAAACAGGCAGUUGUUGGACGGCAACAGUUGUGGAGUCUACGCAUCAUCACGAGUCAACGAUUUCGAGAAUUUCUUCAUUGAACCGGAAGUCGAUUUACAGAAUAAUUAUGAGUGGAUAUUUGGCAAUUAUCGGUUUGGUGUGUUUGCAAAUACUGCGCGUAAUGUCGAUUAACGAAUUCCCGGAGAAGAAGAUACAAAAUAUCUGGUUGACGGACAUGGACGACAAACAGACCGCGUCCAGGAUCGAACGCAGUGAUCAGUUCGAAACGGCCAGUGACGUCAUCAUGAAGGACGCAAGUGCUUACCCGAAGAUCACCCGCCGUGGGUUCGCGGGUGAGGAAUUUUUCUUGAAGGCUUCGAAGUCGGUGCCCAGGAUUGGUCGCAGGAACAACGAUAUUCAGGAAUCGCCGAAAAGAUCAUUGAGCAAAGAUCAAGUGAACAUGGUGGAAUAUUGGCCGUAUUUGCAGCCAAACGACAUCAACGAAUUGACCAGGAAACAUGACUUCGACUUGCCGUAUAACUGUCAGCAACUGGACGCCAAAACGAUUUUUUUGGUGGACAUGUACAACUUUGUGUGUAACGAUCAGUUCUAUUGUUGUGCGCCGGCGAAGCGUGCCAUAGCCAACUCUCCUAACGCGAAUUCCUUGUGAAAAUAUUGGAGCAUAAUAUGAUACAACAAUAUGAUAUUAUUGUAAUGCUAAUAAAAUAAUAUGUAGUCAGUCUUAGAUUUAGUGGGAAUAUGUUUUUGUUUAUAAUUAAUAUUAUUAUUUUUAUCAUCAUACUUAUUUUGAGUGGUUUUAUAUUUACAACCAACGGAAGAACAAUCAACUGCGGAUACUUAUAUUGAACGCUUAAGACACGUGAUCGCAGUGAUUAUUGUGUUGCGCGCUUUAAAAUAUGUAUUAAAUGUAAAAUUUAUAUCAAAUGAAACAUGUCUUCAACUCAAUAAAAAUCGAGGAAUUAACCUAUA
This is a messenger RNA of Myzus persicae (green peach aphid), 1028 nucleotides long. RefSeq lists its product as uncharacterized. Bases 166 to 708 code for a protein of 180 amino acids. The record is from RefSeq and is a predicted model, not a curated record. The transcript has 4 exons. NCBI's taxonomy places the organism in Eukaryota, Metazoa, Arthropoda, Insecta, Hemiptera, Aphididae.